Molecule: messenger RNA, 2471 nt
Organism: Pneumocystis murina B123
Lineage: Eukaryota; Fungi; Ascomycota; Pneumocystomycetes; Pneumocystales; Pneumocystaceae
Exons: 16
Coding region: 148-2463 (771 amino acids)
Biological process (GO): Golgi to plasma membrane transport; intracellular protein transport; exocytosis
Cellular component (GO): exocyst; membrane
Source: RefSeq, a predicted model, not a curated record
UUCAUUAGUGUCGGGUUCGAGUCGAUCCAUAACGUAUAGAAAAUGUUUUUAGAAAAAAGGAUAAGGAUUUCAAGAACUUCGAAAGAAAAAAAAAAGAUUUUUUUUUGAAAUUUAUAGUGAAAAUUAAUUAAUAAAAAGUCAGAAAAAAUGUGUGAAUUUAAAGAAAAUGAUUUUGAAGAGUUGAUUGAACAGUGUGUUUUAGGAAGCAGUUAUGUUGAAGAAUUUAUGCCGGUUUUAAAAAAAGCAUGUGAAUCAGGCACACAAAAUGAUUUAUUACAAGUAUGGACAAUAUGUGCUUUGCAAAAAAAAGAAGAAGUUGAACAAACAUGCUCAAAAUACCAUCAAAUCUUUGUUGAGUCGAUUGAACGACUUUUGAAUGUGCGUCAAUCUAUAUUGAUGUUAACAGACCAAUUACAUUAUUUAAAUUGGGAUAUUCAACGUAAUGUAGCAGGUUUAGCAUCCAAGAAACGUGCAUUAGUUGAAGCACGUCGAAUGAGUCAAAAUAUGAAAGAGGCGUCGGAAAUGAUUCGUACGUGUUUAAAAGUGUUACGUUUGGUUAAUAAGAUUCAUGAAUGGAUUGGAAAUAGGGAAUUUUAUCGAGCUUUGAGGUCGCUAGAUGAGUUACAAACAGUUCAUUUAAAAGAUAUAUUAGAGUUUCGUUUUGCUAAAAAUAUAUGUGAUUCUAUUCCAAGUAUAAAGCAACGAAUACAGGAUGCGGUAAUGAGGAACUUGAAAGAAUGGCUUCUGACUUUGCGUAUAAGUUCGACUAAGGUGGGUCAACUUGCAUUUCAAAAGACUCUUGAAAGACAAAAAAUAUGGAAUCGGCGUAUUAAAAUGGAUCCUCGUUUGCAAUCUUGUGAGUUUAAUUCCCCUGUAGAAUGGGUAUUAAGUGAAUGGGAUGAUUUUGAUGUGACAUCCAACGAGCAAAUUCAGAUAGAUUUUACAUGUUUAUUUGAGUCUUUUCACAUUUAUGAUGAACUCGGGCUUCAUGAUGAGUUUCGUAUGAGUUAUGAAAAUGAUCGUAGAAUGCAGAAAGAUCUCUUGAUUCCCUAUUCAAUAGUAAUUCAAAAUAAAGAUAUAUCUGCUAUUCGUUCGUUGUUGCAAGAUAUCUCUGGUUUUGUUAUUAUAGAAAAGAAAACAUUGACUAAAAUAAGCGCUUUGCGGUCUGAAGAAGAGAUUGAUUCUUUGUGGGAUUCUCUGUGUGAUAAGUUAAUUGAAAAUAUUUCAAAUAGUAUUAAGGAUGUUGAUGAUCUUCAAUUAAUUCAAGAUAUAAAGUUUCUUAUCUUGUUAUUUAUACAAACAAUUGAGACAUAUGAUUAUUCUAUGAAAAAGCUAUAUAAUUUUUCAUUAAGCUUGUUUGAAACAUAUUCAAGAUUGUUAAAGGCUCAAUUUAGUAAGGAUUUUGAGCAGAUUGUUGCUGACGAUGAUUAUAUGCCUAUUGUUAUUAGUAAUAUGGAAGAUUAUCAGAAAAUAUUGGAUGUUAGUUGGUAUAAGCCUAACAACUUUUCUGAUUCAAUCAAAUUUCCUGUUACUCUUCCGUUUUCUCAAGUAUAUCCCUUGUGUUGUGUAGAUAUUCGGAAUUUUGUAAAUAAAUACUAUAAAUUUGCUGAGGGAUAUUAUAAUCAUUGUCAUGAUAUUGAUGAUAUUUUAAAACAGAUUUUGGAUGAGCUCUUAGUUGGACAUGUUAAAAAGAAAUUAAUUGAACGAUUAAGUUUAAAUAAUUUAUCACAAUUAGUACAGAUUAUAAUUAAUCUUGAACAUUUUGAAAAAGCAUGUGAUGAAUUAGAUUCUUUAUUAUUAGAGAUACAAGCUUCUGAUAAAGCAACUAAUUUGAAAUUAAGGGCUAAAUCGGAGUUUUGUGAUGCUAUUAAGGAUGCUGAAAAACGAAUAUUUGAGUUGGUUAAUUCUAAAAUAGACGAUUUUUUGGAAAUUUCAGACUAUGAUUGGCAAUCUACAACGAAGCAAAAAGAACCAAGUUCCUAUUUACUUGAAAUGGUUUCAUACUUAACAACUGUAAUGAAUUCUACCUUGCAUAAUCUUCCUCAUUCUAUUAAGACAUUUGUAUAUUUUGGAACACUUGAUCAUUUUGCAUCAUCCAUGAUGCAAAAAUUAUUAAAUAAAAGUUCAAAAAAAAUUAAUCAAAAUUCUAUUUUCAAUUUUAAUUUGGAUUUACAAUAUUUAGAGAAAUUUGUUCAAGAUCUUAGUGAACCAAGUAUUUCUUAUGCAGAUACUUUUCUAGAGUUACGACAGAGUCUUAAUCUUAUUUUGUCUGAAAAUCCUGAAGAAUAUCUUAAUAGUGAUAUACAACUUAAGAAAUAUAGUCGUAUUAAACCUCAAACGGCUAUUCUUCUUCUUGAAAAGCUUAUUUUAUGUGAAACAAAUAAACCUUCCGAGGAAAGGAGGCUUUCAAUUAUUAGAUCUUCUGAAAACGUCAUUAAUUCACUUGUUAAUCAUCGUUCUUGAUUUGUUUU